GUGUAGCAGCAGGACGUGGAAAAGAACGAAGAAGGAGAAACACGGGGGGACGAGAAAAAGAGGGAGCCGGGACGGAGAUAGAGAAAGAAGGAAAGAAUGACAGAGGGGGAGAUGGAGCGAGAGAGAAAAAGAGCGCGAAAGAGAGCGACGGCGGCCGAGGUAGGAUCGUAGAGGUAACAUCGUAGAGGCUGGGACCUGAUCCCAAAGGUAGGAGGACUUGGGUUGGCGAGGCCAGUCCAUCGCGGGCCCUCCUCUCGACCGAACGCGCUUUACUUUCUGCCCGCUCGUUCAAAUUCCCAUGUGCACGCGGUGUACCCGUCCAACUCCCCAUGCCGGCUAACCCCUCAGACCUGCCAUCGGUGCUCUCCUACCUUUCCUGACCACGGUGUACUCCUCGAUGACUCUGCUGCUGCUACUGCUGGCUGCUGUUGGUGCUGAUAGUGGUGGUAGUGGUGGUGGUGGUGGUGGUGGUGGUGGUGGUGGCGGCGGCGGUGGUGGUGGUGGCGGUGGUGGAGGUGCUGGUGGUGGUCGUGGUGGUGGUGUCGGCCGUCGCGGUGGUGGUGGUGCUUGUCACUCCGCGUGUCUGAUGGUGGUGGUCGCCUUAUGGUUACCUUGAACACCGGGUUGCACCGCGCACACCUUGCACAGUUACCCUCUGCUCCAGUUCCGCGCCGCAACUCGAGGCUAUCACGUCCUCGUCGAUCACGAUUUAAAUCGGAUGCACGUCGAACGUUACACAAGAUCUUUAAAUCCUUCUCGCGGUUCGAACGAACAGUGACCUCGACGACAAUUCGAGAAGACAAUCCGAUGAGAUCGGUAGGUACAAGUGAACGCGACGUUAUCUUUUGUAUUUGGAGAACGGGAAUUUCCGUACAUAGCAAUCGGACGAUUGCAUUCGACGAUCGAAAGAAUCGAAGUCAUCUGCUCGGAAGCGACAAGCUUCGCAAGAAUGUUUCUUGCGCUCGAGCGAUCUCGGAUGACUAACGAGCUGUAAGAUCAGUUGCAUCGUCGAAGAAGUAGAACUGGAUCUUCGAGAUAGGAGGCGACAACCCUUACACCUGUCCCGUUCAAGUGUCCGAUUGGUGGACAGAAUAAAUCGAUCAUGAAAUUUUAAUUACAACGGCGAUAAUCCGAGCAAAAAGAGGAGAGGAGAUCAGAUACGCAUACGCAUUAUCGCCAAGACUGGCAGGUGAACGAUGCUGUUGUUAGUCCACCACCGAUCUUGACACGGUAUAUCGGAUCGUUCGAUUCGCGGAACAGGCUGCUUACUUUGUGGGACGUGGUUUAAGGUAUCCCUGGUGGCAUUCACCGUGGCGUGGAACCAGGUGGCAAGUUGGUUCGGUGGAACCGUGGCAUACAAAUUUCCGUGGUUGAAAUAAGGCGUGUCACGCCGAGAACCGCGACAACAUUUUUGCGGGCCAGCUAUAAGUUGAAAAAAACUGACAAAAGGGAAGAAUAAAGAAGCGGAGUGGGACAAUAAGAACCGGUAGCACGGGAGGGGUACUCGUUGAAAAGGAAUUCCUCUUCGUUAAGUUAGCCGAACAGAGGAGGAGAGGAGUGUUCGUGGCCCCGAUGGAAAGAGAAAAAGAACGCGGGCAACCGUACGGAGAAACGAACGUUUCCUUCAUCUUCGUCUUCAUCCACUGAUUCUUCUUCUUCUUCUUCUGCUUUUUCUUCUUCUUCUUCUUCUUCUUCUGCUUCUUCUUCUUCCUCUUCUUCCUUCUCCUCCUUUUCUUCUUCUUCUUCUUCUUCUUCUCCUUCUCCUCUUCCUCCGUGCACCGCGUGUACGCGAAACGAAACGAAACGAAACGAAACGAAUGAACGAUCGAUCGAUCACGCUCUCCCCGUAGUCCCGUGCGAUCUCUACGGACUUUUAACGCGGCCGAUGAUGAGCCGAUCGAUAAGUCCACAUCACGGAAUUGUUAGCCAGAUCGGGACAAUAAGACGAUAUCCUCGCGUGAGCGAUUCCACGCCAAUAAUACGUCGCGUGAGCUUGAUAUCUGUGAUCGGACAAAAAGCUCGGCUAUAAAACGUUCUCGCGUAGAUGUUCAUACUUGGCUUACCUGGCUUUUUUUAAUUAACGACGGUCCUCUAAUGAUCCGGCAAACUGCGUAGCAAACGUUAAACGUUCACGAGACGUUAGAAGAAUCGACUCAUCCUCUCGAUCUGAUCUUUCUUAAUGUCAUCCGUGAUGCGGAUGAUUGCAUCGCGAUUUAGAAGAAUGAAAAAUCGACGAGGACGACUCAUCAUAGGUGGAAAUCAAGAGUGAAAGUGUGGAUCGAGGAAGUUGAUGGAAGUUCGUCGAAAGAGAGGAGUGGAAUCAACGAGCGAUUUCUACCCGGUAUAGACACAUCAACGCGGUUGUUCGCGCUUAGUCACUGCCUCGAACGGACCAUUCUCGAGUAUUUGGCGAUUGCAAACAUUCUCGCUGGACCAGUUAAUCGGCGCAAACACUUUACACUGUCCAAAUGUUGGCUCCAUAGUUUGCGCCUGUCAGCAGUGUGCCGCUUUGUCUCGACAGCUCUCAGAUGAAACACUGUGAGCGGUAACUUUAACGAGGCUUCUCGUCGAUGGAACGAAGAUUGCUGUUCGAAUUGUUGCCGUUCGGCUAAUAAGAAAUAUUUUACAGAUGAUCGCUGUAUGAAUAUUACGAACGAUUUUUGCAAUUUUUAUUGAUUAUGCGCUUAUAACGUUUUGCAAUUAUUGUUAUUAAUUUGUAUGGAAGAGGGUUGAAAAAGCAAGUAUCUUUAAAAGGAACUAUAUAUCGUGUUACGAAAUACGUAAUUAAUGUGAUAAAAAUCAUUCGUUCGAAUUGAAUUUUUAUAAGAAACAAUCUCGUCGAAAUAUUAAAAAGAAAAAAAAAGGGACCAGAAUUCGUUCGUGGUAGAUCGUGUUUGUAUACGAGCGUGAAAGAGUUUCGUGCGAGAAAUCGUGCAAUGCCGUGCGAAAGGACCGUGAAACGCAUGUUAUGCCACUGAAACGACAAACAUCCGAUCUGCAUCCGGUUGUCUGACUGCGGAAGCGUAAAAUUCCCGUCCCGUGUGCAUCCGUUUUAUGAAUUCAAUAAACAAGGGGAUUGUGAUGUAAGAGAUGCGUUGUGGUGACAUCGCGGCAACCGCGAUAGCCCUUCUCAUUCUUGGGCAGAUCCAGGGACCACGGCAGACAAGGGUGGUCGGAGCAAUGGUGAUCGGGGCUGCCGUCUGCGGCCGUAUUCCCGGCCUGGCGAAGAGUCAGCGAGAGCAGUGCAGAAAAGCGCCGCACGCGAUGCCCGCGGUUGGCGAGGGCGCGGAACUGGGACUUCGCGAGUGCCGGCAUCAGUUCAGACAUCACCGUUGGAACUGUUCCCACGUGGCGAACGAUCAGGUCUUCGGCCACGUGGUCGUAGUAGGAAGCAGGGAAGCAGCUUUCACGUAUGCAAUAAGUUCAGCGGGUGUAACGUACGCCGUAACCGCAGCUUGCAGCAGGGGCAACAUCACCGACUGUGGUUGCGAACCCACCGUAAGGACGAGAAAGGAGUUGCCACCAAAUGGUUGGGAAUGGGGCGGUUGCAGUGCAGAUGUCACAUAUGGGAUGAGGUUCGCGCGUAGGUUUCUGGAUGCGAGGGAAGUCGAGGGUGAUGCGAGAAGCCUGAUGAAUCUUCAUAAUAAUAAAGCUGGUCGAAAGAUAGUUAAAGCUCUUCUGCGAACAGAAUGCAAAUGUCAUGGCGUGUCCGGCUCUUGCACCGUAAGAACCUGCUGGCGAACUUUGCCUAGUUUUCGUCAGAUCGGCGAUGCAUUGAUGAAAAAGUAUUACAGAGCCAGGCCUGUCAUAGCGAUUACCCCACCGCCACCCCCUACGAUGCAGAGUUUAGAAACGCUACACUCGACAUCGGCAGAAAUGGUGCCGAUUUUAGGAAACGAUGCGAAAACCCAAGGGAAACCGAACGAUGUUGGAAAAUCCCGACAUGAUCGACAACCUCCAAAAAAAGCGACGAAACCAAGAAGGCCCCACUUAGUGUUAAAAAGAACUAAAUCGAACGGUGGAUCGAGCGUGGGACAGAAAAGGAUUCCAAAGAGAAACGAGUUAGUUUUUCUACAACCAUCCCCUAAUUACUGCGAGCCGGAUUUGGUGCAAGGAAGCCUGGGAACGCAAGGCAGAUAUUGUAAUCGUACAAGCAAGGGUACUGAUGGAUGUGAUUUGAUGUGCUGUGGACGCGGUUAUAAUACACAUCAAUUUACAAGAACGUGGCAGUGCAGAUGCAAAUUUCAUUGGUGCUGCCGCGUGCAUUGUGAAACGUGUACCGAACGUACAGAAGAAUACACGUGCAAAUAAACAUUCGAAUGUGUUUGCAAUCUUAAUAAUGUAAAUAUGUAUUAGGCAUAACAAGCGACAAAAAAGAUUUCUUUUUAAAUUAAAUUCUCUAAAUAUUAGAGGAAAAUUCUCUAUAAUUAUUAGAGAAUGUACAAUCUCUAUACGAAAAAUAAAUAAAUUGCAUUUCAUCGAAAAUAAUGUAACAUUGAAUGCGAAAUUUUUAUAAAAAUAAAUACAUAUAAUUGUAAUAAUCAACAAAGCGUUCCUUCUUAUGCUUAAAUUAAUCUAUUAAAAAUAUUCAAUAAAAAUCUUUGUAAGUUUUUGUAAAAUUUUUGUUUAUUAUGUAUAUUUAUGAUAUUAAGAAAUAAAAUAACAAAUUGCUGAAUGAUAGAUAAGAGGUAGCUUCGAGAAUAAUUAUUUCGCAAUAAGAAAUAUUAAAUAAACUUAUAGAAAAAAUAUCUAUUAAUAAUUAAUUCUGCUAUAAUAUUUCAAUUUGUAUGUUUCACUCUUAAUUUUAUUUUAAUAAAUAACAAUUUUAUAUUAUUAUUUUAUUAAAUAACAAAUUACAAUUGAAAUUUUGAAAUCAAAUUGAACAUUCAUAUUACAUUAAACACUUAGAUUUAAAUAAUAAAAUUAGGAUAAAUUCAAUUAUU
Molecule: messenger RNA, 4943 nt
Organism: Apis cerana (Asiatic honeybee)
Lineage: Eukaryota; Metazoa; Arthropoda; Insecta; Hymenoptera; Apidae
Product: protein Wnt-7b
Biological process (GO): positive regulation of JNK cascade; multicellular organism development; cell fate commitment
Cellular component (GO): extracellular region
Molecular function (GO): frizzled binding; cytokine activity
Source: RefSeq, a predicted model, not a curated record